Camellia sinensis is the source of this 1916-nucleotide messenger RNA. Its product is annotated as F-box/LRR-repeat protein At3g48880. Gene Ontology annotation, molecular function: protein binding. The record is from RefSeq and is a predicted model, not a curated record. Lineage: Eukaryota; Viridiplantae; Streptophyta; Magnoliopsida; Ericales; Theaceae.
UGAAGUUGAAUUGGUAACGCUUCAUCUGUACAAAGCUCCGUUUCUGUCUCACACUAGCAUCUCUCACCCAUCUCGAAGCGAUCAUUUCACGGUCUCACCUCUUUCAUAACUCUCUAGCUCGAUCGAAUUCUCUCUGGCUUUGCUCUCUUUCAUCAGAUUAUUUUGAAGUCUCUAGGUUUCUCCUUCAGGCCGAGUUUGAAGGCUGAUUUCACAAGUGAGUAAACAAUUCUUUUAAUUCAGUUGGGGUGUUGCUACUGCAGUUGCCAAGUGUUAGUGAAAGCUUAUUUAAGAUCUCUAUGUGCUCAGUGCUAAAUUGAUUUGAAGCAAUCUGGAAAUCACUUUCUCUAGAGGCAAUAUGAUGCAAUAGACCUCUUUAGAAAUAUUUGGCAAGGUUGUUAAAUGGAAGACGGUGCAUUAAUUGUGAGAAAAUGGGAGGACAUGGACAUUGAUAUACUCGUGAAGAUAGUCCAGUCUUUCGAUAUCUUUGAGUUAACUGCUGGCAUUGGUCAAGUUUGUAGCACGUGGCGUUUGGCCGCUUGCGAUCCCCUGCUGUGGAGAACUCUUGACUUAUCAAUGUUGAAGUCUAACUUCAUUAAAAUCCCGUUAGAGCCAUAUGUUUAUGUGGACGGUCGGUCUGAUAAAACUUUAACGCGAGUCUUGAAGAUUGCUUUGAAUCUAAGCAGGGGAAGCAUACUAACGCUAAUUUUCCAUUUCAAUCUCUAUGUCAGCGAUGAUCAGUUGACUUAUACCGCAGAAAGGUGCCCAAGGCUAAAACGACUUGUUAUGCCAGCUUGGAACCGAAUAAAAAAGACUGGAAUAUGCAGGGCGAUCCGCAUGUGGAAAGAUUUGGAGUCGCUGACUAUGCCGAGCAUAGCAAAUCCCCCAUACCUGAUGGAAGAAAUUGCGCAGAACUGCAAGAACUUUUCCGAACUCAAGAUCAUGGGUCCUUGUGACAUUUUCUUUGCGUCUACAUUAGUUACUUUUCUUCCAACCUUAAAGGUUUUAAGCCUCCGGUGCUCAACAAUCUGGAGGGAUGCUCUGAUCACUAUCUUGGAUGGCUUACCAAACUUAGAGGUGCUAAAUAUCUCGCAUUGCCUCCUUAUCGAAGUCCCUCCACCUCCUGCAGCGAGAAGAAUUGUUAGGGAGCUUGAUGAAUCAAUUCUUGAGAAGGCUUCUAGGUUACGUGAGUUUUACACGUGCAUGGAUGACUCGUGCAUUAUGUGUCAGCGGGCUAGAAAUGAUGAAGGGCUUAUGAGGUGGUACAAGUACGAAGAAGGGCUCUGGAAAGCAGAUGAGGUCAGAUCACUUGCCCUUUGAUAUCGGAGCAUCCUCAUCUUAGCGGGUUAGAUGACCCUCCUUUUCUUUUCUAGCAAGUAACUUCUUAUGUGCAAAGGCAUAAGCAACAGAAUAAAACUUUGGUUGAGUGGAUGUAGCUGAAUAGUAGUACUGGUUUCUCUGUUCAUCAACUUGGCAUUGAACAUAUCCUACUUAUGAGUGAGCGGGGUGGGGGGGUGUUGGUUUGGGUGGGCGACCAGUUGCUUUUUUUAAGUGUGAGGUUUUUAUGUCUACACUGUACAUAUAGUAUAAAAUUGUCCCUUUUCUGUUAUUGCAAGCCAUUGCCAUUGCCAUUGCCAUUGGUUUUGCCUCUGUUUUCUAUAAUAAGCUUUAGAAGUACUUUCUUUUCAUAAUUUUUCUUUUAAAAUUUUGUUUUGUUUUGUUUUAUUUAUUUAUUUAUUUAAUUGUGUUGCUUUUAUUACUUAAACAUUAAAUAGUAGUGAGGUUAGGUUAGUUUUUGUUAUGCAUUGUUUGCUGUAAACCAGAAAUUGUCAACAAAGAAAAUGACACUUGACUCUGUAAUAUUGUACCGUAUUUGAGCCAAAAAAGUUAUGUUCUUCCGGCAAUUGGUAAGAUUUAAA